Molecule: messenger RNA, 2467 nt
Organism: Gymnodraco acuticeps
Lineage: Eukaryota; Metazoa; Chordata; Actinopteri; Perciformes; Bathydraconidae
Product: putative nuclease HARBI1
Exons: 4
Coding region: 1106-2293 (395 amino acids)
Source: RefSeq, a predicted model, not a curated record
CUACUUUCCUCAGUUAGCUUCAGGCCCCACUGAGGAGAAGUGUGAAGUUAGAAAGCUGAUGAAGCCAUUUCCUGCUUUAAUUAUUAUAUUCUGUUUUGCACAGAGAAUAAAUCCUGGUUGGCAAGAAAGAAGUCGUUCUCAUUUACACAACAUAACACAACGCAGAGAUCACAUGUGGCGUCAAACCAGACCGGUUACAGUGGUGCCAUGACCCGGAUGUUAGGGAUGAGGGUCCGGCCUUCUGGGGGCUGCAUGGACCCUGGAUGGAGCUCUUCUGGGGGCUGAAGGGGAAGGAUGCCCCCUGGAUGGAGCUCUUCUGGGGGGUGCUCACUGACUGGAGAGCUGCUCUUGCUGCAGGAACCUCCACCUUCUGGGGAGUUGGGAGGUCAAUUCGUUUGGGCUUAGGUGGGCCGUACAGAGCCUGAGCGCUGGGUGUAGACUUGCUGCCUGCAGGACUUGGCUUGGCUCCGAUAGCCACGUUAGCUCCUCUGCCUGCUGACAUGGGGACGGCAGAGCUCUGCUUCUCCUGAUGCUUCUCCGUGGGGAACGCAGCGUGGCUCAGGUCGUCCUCCCAGGACCCGAUGGUGGCAGCGAGGUUAGCGAGACGCCCUCUCCUCCCAGCAGGAGGUCCUGAGGACGGGGUGGGGGGUGCUGCAGCUGCUGGGGGGGCCUCAGGGUGUCUCUUCGGAGGAGACGGGGGGUCUGGAGCCGCGUCUCCAUCCCAGUACUUCCUCUGCGCUGCGAGCCUCUGCAGACGAGACCUCAUGCCGGCAGUGGGAGGAGCUUCAUCUUCUUCUGGAUCCUCCUUCCUCUGAGGGGUCGACCUCACAGGAAUCAUCUCCUCCUCUCUGAAGCUUUGGGCAACAGGAGGAGACACGACCACCAUCUUCUCCACGGGUCGGGGUGCGUUCCUCUCCAGAGACGAGGCGUGGCGGACACUGUUGGGUCCCGUUGGGGGUUUCUUAUCUGUGGGAGGGUCUGAGAGCACGGGGGCUGAAGGACAUCUGCACCCCCCACUUUGAGAACCACUGGGUUAAGGGUAUACAUACAGCGGCAAGCUUUGGGACGGCCUCCCCUCUCUCCGCAGGAAACAGAAACGGAUGUCAUGGUGUUCAACCCACAUCUGUCGGCUGCAUUGACCUGCGUUGCUAUCCGUCGCCUGUUAGCGGGUGCAAUGGCAAGAUCCAACAGAAGGCGCAGAAGGUUGAGGCGCAUUUUAGCGAUGUUCCAGUGGCAGGGGGGCAAAGGUCUUUACAUGCAGCUCAAUGCUACUGCCCCAAUUCUCGCCGUGUAUGCCAACCCUGAAGCCUGUCUAAAGAAGGACUUUAGAGUUAAGCGAUCCAGUGUGGUGUAUUUAGUGCAGAUGCUUUCCUCCCCAAAGGACCACGGAUGGGGACAAGACAUCGAGGUGCUUGUUCUCCUCUACAGCUUGGCCCAUGGACUAUCGCUCUCUGUGGUGGGUUCAGCAUUCGGGAUUCCCAAAUCGACGGUCCACAGGAUCAUCAAACACGUCACCGGGAAGAUAAAGGCCAACCUGAAGACCCUCAUUUCCCUGCCAGCCGCAGAUGAGCUGCCAGAGAUUGCAGAUGGCUUCUGUCAGCUUGCAAAGAGUCCUGCAUUUCACCGUGCUGCUGGUGCGAUUGAUGGAUGCCAUAUUCGCAUCAAACCUCCAGGAAACGAGUACCACAAGGAGUACAUCAAUUACAAGCUGUUUCCUUCCAUCCAGAUGCAGGCCAUCUGUGACUCAACUGGGAGAUUCCUGGAUGUCUUCAUCGGCUAUCCAGGCUCCGUUCAUGAUGCCAGAGUACUGCGAAACAGCCCCAUCUUCUGCCAGGCACUGUUUCCCCCAGCUGGUUGGUUCCUCCUUGGGGACGGUGGUUAUCCCUGCCUGGAAAAACCAGUGGGGUUACUCACACCCUACAAGGUCCCUCGCGGCCAGGUGCAGGCCAGAUUCAACAGGCAUCAUACCAGGGCUCGGUCUGUGGUGGAAAGAGCAUUUGGAAGGAUGAAGGCUCGCUGGAGGGCCACCCUUUUCAAAGCGCUGGAGGUCAGUCCAAGCUUUGCCUCUGACAUCAUUGCAUGUUGUGCAUUUCUGUACAAUCUGUGCAAAGACAUGAACGAUGUCCUUGAGGAUGCUGAAGCCUUCCCCCCUGAAGAUGGGGACCAGAGUCCUCCUCCUGCCGCAGCAUGUGGACAGGAAAGUCCUGGACACCACCUAAGGGACAGGAUUGCUGCACAACUCUCUGCUCCUGUCCAAAUGGCACCACACCUGAGAGAGCACGAUUACAUCUAAUGAACUUUGUUUUUUUUGGUGUUUUUUUGGCAAAACGUGGUUGUCUGUUAACUUGUGUUUUUGAAAUGAUGUGCACACAUACCUGAUUUAAUUUUGUUUGUUUUAGUGAGCUCCACUUCUCACUUUAGAGAAAAGAGGUGAAAUAAAAUAAACCUGUGCACCGUUGAUUUCAAA